UCCGAGUUUUGGACGUAUACAUCGCGAGUUGUAUUAUAAAAACAUUUAUCGAAAUGGACAGAGUUCAUGUUAGUUUGACAAUGAAUAUUAUUAUCAUGGCGUUUGAAAACUAAAAUGUACAUCGUUGAUAAACAGUUUAUUAGAUAAAAUGCGUCCGUGACAUGGGGAUAUCUCGAUCUUAUAAGUUAUCUGUUAAGUGUUAUCAUGCACGUCUAUUGUUGGAGUAUUGAGGUAUUGUUUUGUCAGUUCACGUGGUGCUAACGAACACACUAACUUGACUAUCUGAGCAACAUAACCGUAACUAAACUAAUAUAGUACAGUGUACAUGUACAAAUAUCAUUAGCACAUCUCCUAACAUUAUUUAUAAUCGAAAGUGCCCUUUGAAUUUGGAACUUUCACCUUGCAAGUUGCAGUUGUGUAAAUCUCCCAUUUUUAUUGUGUUAACUUUUUCUAUUUAUUUGUGAAACUGAGAUCAGUAGUAUUAUUAAAUUGCUGGUGCUUUCCUUAGAAAUAAUGUGAGAGAUGUUGUGACCAGAGUCAUAUUCAGAGCUGGGUGAAUUAAUUGAUAUAAUUGACUACAUUGGUGAUUACAUUGCAGUUUGUUUUUGCUGAAAAAUCAUAUGUAAAAAAUGGCUACAAAAUCAAAUGCAGUUGAUGAAGAGAAACAGCCUCUUUUGGGGAAAAAAAGUCAAACAAGAUCAGGCCAGAGCUAUGACACAACAAAUAAAAGAGAUAAUCACCAAACGUUGGACGAACCCAAGCCCAAAGUAUCCCUUAGAGCCCUUUUCCGCUACGCUUCUUUAUUGGACAAAUUUCUUAUUACCCUUGGAUCCUUGUUUGCCUUUGUUCAUGGGGCAGGAUGGCCAAUGCUGGCCUUGAUUUUUGGCGAAAUGACCAAUACUUUUGUACAGCAAGCCCAGUCAGGAUUUCUAGUGUCUGAGAAUCAAAGUUUAGAAUCUAUCAUUAGCUCAACUCUGCUUCCUCAGACUUUUCAAACAAUGGUGCCAGAUGUUUUACCAAAAACUAUCUUAAGAAGCAAGAGCACUCAACUUGCAUCCUCAACCAACAGAAGUCUCAUCACAACUGUAUUACCCAUUGAAUAUAAUACCUCAUUAUUUCAUAAAAAUUAUAGUGCCAUCUUUACUAACAGAUCUAUUCCUGUUACAGAAACCAUGAUUAUUUAUUUAGAUGAUUUGCAAACUUUAAAAAAUGUAAAUAGUUCACAAGAUCCACUUGUUCCUGAAUUCAACAAGACAGAUAAUUCUUCAAGUAAUAUCACCAGGUCAGCUGUAACUAGUUUACUUAAAGCAGUUAUGGCAACGUUUGCCCCAGGAGGAUUUUCAAGUUUUGAUUCAAUCCCUUCAGAUGUGUUUGAAUCUAUGAUGAACCAGUAUUCUCUCUAUUAUGUGUACAUUGGAAUAGCUGUAUUUGUUGCUUCUUAUUGCCAGAUUGUUUGUUGGAUGCUUGCAUGUGAACGACAAGUUUAUAGACUCCGCCAAGAAUUCUUCUAUGAAAUCAUGCGACAAGAAAUUGGCUGGUUUGACAAACACCAGAGUGGAGAACUCACAACAAGACUUAAUGAUGAUCUGGAAAGGAUACGAGAAGGGAUAGGUGACAAGUUCAGCAUGUUUAUUCAGUAUGCAGCCACGUUUCUUUCUGGAUUUAUUGUUGGUUUUUUUGUGGGUUGGGAGUUGACCCUUGUGAUCAUGUCACUAACUCCUUUGUUGGCCUUAUCUUCUGCCUUUAUGGGAAAGAUGAUUGCUUCUUCAUCGGCUAGAGAGCAGGAGAAGUAUGCACAAGCUGGCAGUGUGGCUGAAGAAGUUCUAGGAAAUAUCAGGACAGUAGCUGUAUUCAGAGGAGAAAAGAGAGAAGUUACUAGAUACACUGAAGCUUUAUUAGCUGGAAAGAAAGUAGCAAUGCGAAAAUACAUUUUCAUUUCCAUUGGUUUAGGCUUCACUUUUCUUGUGCUAUAUGGUUCAUAUGCUUUGGCUUUCUGGUAUGGAUCUAUUCUUAUAUUAAAUGGAAAUAUGGAUCCUGGUUCAGUGUUUACAGUUUUUUUUGCUGUAUUGAUUGGAUCUUUUUCCCUGGGUAAUGCUGUCCCUCAUCUAACAGCCAUAGCCACAGCUAAAGGCUCAGCAGGUGUUAUUUUCAACAUAGUUGAUAAUAAACCCAAAAUAGAUCCAUAUUCUGACAAAGGCAUCUUUCCACAGCAAAUGACACCUAGUAUUGAAUUUAGAAAAGUAAAUUUCACUUACCCAUGCCGAAAAUCUGUUCAGGUCUUAAAAGAUAUAUCUUUUACUAUAAAGGAAGGUCAGACAGUAGCUCUUUGUGGUUCCAGUGGCAGUGGAAAAUCUACAAUCAUCAGUUUAUUGCUAAGGUUCUAUGACCCACAGAAAGGAUCAAUAACUAUUGAUGGGUAUUCCCUGACAAAUCUAAAUGUCCGUUGGCUGCGAAGUAUCAUUGGUGUUGUGAAUCAAGAACCAAUACUUUUUGGAUGUAGCAUUGCUGAAAAUAUCAGAUAUGGUAGUGAUGAUACUACUUUCCAGGAGGUUAUUGAAGCUGCAAAGAUGGCAAAUGCCCAUGAAUUCAUUAUCAAUCUUCCAGAGGCAUAUGAUACUUUAGUUGGAGAUAGAGGAGCUCAGCUUUCAGGUGGUCAGAAGCAGAGAGUAGCCAUUGCAAGAGCACUUGUUCGUGACCCUAAGAUUUUACUACUAGAUGAGGCUACAUCUGCUUUGGAUGCUGAGAGUGAAGCUACAGUACAGAGAGCUUUGGACAAGGCUAGACAAGGAAGAACUACCAUCAUAGUUGCUCACCGCUUGUCCACCAUCAAAGAUGCUGAUGUAAUAUUUGCCAUGGAAAAUGGAGAGAUAAAGGAAAGUGGGACUCAUCAAGAACUUAUGGACAAGGAAGGGGUCUAUUACACUUUGGUGAUGAGCCAAAUGUUUACUGACCAGAGUGGUUAUUCUACAUCAGAACAAGCAGGAGAAUCUAGUCAAGCCCUGAAGAGACAAAGGAGCUUCCACAGAUCAGGAUCCAUUUCACGAGAUAGAGAAUUUAACAGACUUAUCAGUGAAGUUAAUGAGGAAGAAGUAGCAUUGCCUUCUGCCUUUCAGAUUUUAAAAUCAGCUGCACCAGAAUGGGCUUACAUAGUAGUGGCUGUGCUAGCUUCAAUUGUUGUGGGAGGAACUAUGCCUGCCUUUGCUGUCUUCUACAGUGAAAUAUUUGCAACUUUCACACUCGUUGGUGAUGACCUAAAAAAUGCUGCAUUCUUCUGGUCCAUGAUGUUCUUGGUGUUGGCUGCUGCCACAGGAUUGGGACAUUUCUUUAGAACCACAGGAACUGGAUUUGCUGGAGAAAAACUUACCAUGAGACUCCGGCAUCAAACAUUUAAAAAUAUCAUACGACAGAACAUUGGUUGGUUUGAUGAAGAAAAACAUUCAACUGGAAAAUUAAGCACAAGGCUUGCAACAGAUGUCCCUAUGGUGAAAACUGCUGCAGGUCACAGAAUAGGCACUGUGGUAUCAGCAGUGGUCACGCUUUUUACCAGCUUGGUGAUUGCUUUUGUUUUUGGGUGGAAGCUAGCCUUGGGACUGCUGGUGGUAGUGCCUAUUCUUUUGGUGGCUGGUGCUAUUCAGAUGAAGGUGUUGAAGGGCAACCAGAAACGUGAUUCAGAGUUGAUGGAAAAUGCUGGAAAUGUUGCAAGUGAAGGGCUGGAAAAUAUACGAACUGUCCAGGCCUUGACACAAGAACAAACCUUUUUUGAAAAAUAUGUAGGCCAUCUCUUGGUACCAUACAUGGAGAACAAGAAACAUGCCCAAGUUUAUGCCAUUGCCUUUGCCUUCUCUCAAGGGGUCAUGUUUCUUAUCUAUGCUGCAGCUUUCAGGCUUGGUUCAUAUUUGAUCACUAUUGGUGACAUGGAUGCUACUAAUGUUUACAGAGUAUUCUUCGCUAUGGCAUUCAGUGCUGUUUCUGUUGGCCAGUGGACUUCUUUUCUACCUGACUACACAAAGGCUCGUCUUUCUGCAGGACUUAUUUUUCACUUGAUUAAGAAAACACCAUCAAUUGACAUCUACUCCAAUGGUGGUGUUAGACCAAAAAUGCGAGGUGCAAUAACUUUUGAAGAUGUUCACUUCAGAUAUCCAUGUCGAAGAGAUGUGGCCGUUUUGCGAGGAAUUAACUUAAGUGUGCAACCUGGUCAGACUUUGGCUCUUGUUGGACCAAGUGGAUGUGGAAAAAGUACUAUCGUGUCAUUAAUAGAAAGGUUUUAUGACCCUCAGCAAGGCCAAAUAAAAGUGGACAGCUUUGACAUUCAAACCCUGAACUUGUCCUACCUGCGUAAACACAUUGCUGUGGUUAGUCAAGAACCUGUUCUCUUCAACUGUACAUUAGCUGAAAAUAUUAAGUAUGGAAUAGAAGACCUUGUUACACAACAGCAGAUUGAGAAUGCUGCUCAAGUAGCCAACAUUCACAAUUUUAUCAGAAGUCUACCUCAGGGAUACAAUACAAUGGUUGGAGAGCGAGGGACACAGCUAUCAGGUGGACAAAAACAAAGGAUUGCAAUUGCCCGAGCUCUUGUACGCAACCCUAAGAUUCUGCUUUUGGAUGAGGCAACAUCAGCCCUCGAUACUGAAAGUGAAAAGCUUGUACAAGAAGCAUUGGACCAAGCACAACAAGGUCGUACCUGCCUUGUCAUUGCCCACCGUCUAUCAACAAUCCAGGGAGCUGACUGUAUAGCUGUAAUUGACCGUGGGAAAGUUGUAGAGCAGGGCACUCAUGAACAAUUACUACUUAAAAAAGGUGUUUAUUAUCAUCUUACUAAACGACAGAGAAUCAUAAAGUGAUAAUCUGAGCAAAAUGGAAGUUUAAUUUUGAUAGACAAAAUAUGUAAGCUUUAUUGUAUACCUCAAAGAUUAGGACUUUCCUGAUUCUGUACGAAGUGGUGUGAGUCUUUUCUUAACAAGGGCAACUAAGCAAUAUGUUUUAGAAAUUUAUCUGGUCUUUUACCAAUCCUGGAAGUUAAUUUUUUUUAGAAAAUUUAGAGUGGGAUAUAAUUCACCAAUUUUUUCAUUUGUUUUUAUUUUUUCUAUCUUUCUAACUUGAAAUUAGUUUGAACAAAAUAUUUUUACGCUUUUGAUUCUUACAACCGAAUAUCCUAUUCAUGAUUACAAAUUAUAUUUCACGCUGUGAUGUACUUAAGUGAUAUAUAUGUAUUUCAUUACUGUGUAAUAAUAUGAAUAGCUUGUAUUAUUU
Limulus polyphemus (Atlantic horseshoe crab) is the source of this 5250-nucleotide messenger RNA. Its product is annotated as multidrug resistance protein 1-like. The record is from RefSeq and is a predicted model, not a curated record. The transcript has 28 exons. Lineage: Eukaryota; Metazoa; Arthropoda; Merostomata; Xiphosura; Limulidae. Gene Ontology annotation, cellular component: membrane. Gene Ontology annotation, biological process: transmembrane transport. Gene Ontology annotation, molecular function: ABC-type transporter activity; ATP binding; ATP hydrolysis activity. The coding region runs from base 630 to 4841 and encodes 1403 amino acids.